GCCCGGCCUGGGCGGCGCCAGCGCGGCGGCGGGCGGGCGUGGCCAUGUGCGCGGGGGGCCCGCAGGACGUCACGGACCUCUUCGGCAUGAGGAGCCGGGAGCUGAAGGCUUUCCUCUCGAGCAAGGGCGUGGCAGUGGACGACUGCUACGACGCGGAGUCCCUGAUGGAGCGAGCGGCAGAAACCCAG
Molecule: messenger RNA, 188 nt
Organism: Prorocentrum cordatum
Lineage: Eukaryota; Dinophyceae; Prorocentrales; Prorocentraceae
Source: the annotation of a GenBank genome assembly